Trichomonas vaginalis G3 is the source of this 750-nucleotide messenger RNA. RefSeq lists its product as uncharacterized. Bases 1 to 750 code for a protein of 249 amino acids. The record is from RefSeq and is a predicted model, not a curated record. The transcript has a single exon. Lineage: Eukaryota; Parabasalia; Trichomonadida; Trichomonadidae.
AUGUUUCUCAUUCACCAGCAAGAUGCUCAGUCUCUUAUAAGUAAUAAACAAAUUGGAAUCGAAUUUCACAUUGAUGAAAAAACUCAGCAAAUUGUCGGAUCAUUUUAUAACAAUAGCAUGAUUUACGAGUUUAACUCUCUUGGAUCUAAUGCAAUCUUGGACUUCGUCACAGUAGAAAUUACGGAUGAAAAAUUCAAACUUAUUUCAACGAAAAACUAUAUUGGAAAGACCAUCGAAUUCGAAUAUUCCGAGGAUGGUGGAAGUGUAGACAUGGGAGCAACCAUUGAUGGCAUUAAAAUCUCAAUAAGUUUUGCAAACGGUAAAACUGCUACAGUUAUGUACAGCGACGAAACAUAUCAGUUGGAAAAGGAUGUACAACCUGAUGCUUCGCAAAUCUCACCAAUGUUCUACAGAAUCAAUCCAAAGUAUGCAAGACAACCAGUCCAGAAAGCCAACAUGUCGUUCAUUGAUCUUUUCAAACAGGCAAUUGAACCAUACAAGCGAUAUUCAUACAUUAUUUACACAGCAACCUUCAUAUUAUUCAUUGAGUUUAUCUUUAUAUGCUCAGGCUUCUGCUUUAAGAGAAAUAAAUAUCCAGAAAAUAAAGAGGAACAACCAGAAGAAAAGGCUGUCUCUAAGGAAGAUGAUUCUGAAAAAGAAGAGGAAUCAAACGAUGAAAAAGGAGAAAAAUUCAGCGACGGAGUUGAUGAUGAUGUUGAAGAUGACGAUGAUGGUGAUGCAAGCCACUAA